This is a messenger RNA of Notothenia coriiceps (black rockcod), 564 nucleotides long. Its product is annotated as ryanodine receptor 2-like. The coding region runs from base 1 to 564 and encodes 187 amino acids. The record is from RefSeq and is a predicted model, not a curated record. The transcript is spliced from 7 exons. Gene Ontology annotation, biological process: release of sequestered calcium ion into cytosol by sarcoplasmic reticulum; striated muscle contraction. Gene Ontology annotation, molecular function: ryanodine-sensitive calcium-release channel activity. Gene Ontology annotation, cellular component: sarcolemma; calcium channel complex; sarcoplasmic reticulum membrane. Lineage: Eukaryota; Metazoa; Chordata; Actinopteri; Perciformes; Nototheniidae.
AUGCGCAGAUAUUCUGGCAACACGGCCCAAGGCGGCGGCCAUCGCACCCUACUGUACGGACACGCUGUCCUGCUGAGACACUCCUACAGUGGGAUGUACCUGUGCUGUCUGUCCACCUCGCGCUCAUCCACCGAUAAACUGGCUUUUGACGUUGGACUGCAGGAAGAUACAACAGGCGAGGCAUGCUGGUGGACCAUCCAUCCAGCAUCAAAGCAGCGGUCAGAGGGGGAGAAGGUCAGAGUGGGGGAUGAUCUCAUCCUGGUCAGCGUGUCCUCUGAAAGAUAUCUGCAUCUGUCCUACGGUAACGGCAGCCUCCAUGUAGACGCAGCGUUCCAGCAGACAUUAUGGAGUGUGGCUCCCAUCUGUUCUGGCAGUGAAGUAGCACAAGGUUUUUUGAUAGGAGGGGACGUCCUGCGCCUCCUUCACGGUCACAUGGACGAGUGUCUAACUGUUCCGUCUGGGGAACAUGGGGACGAGCAGAGGAGGACAGUGCACUAUGAGGGGGGAGCAGUGUCUACUCAUGCCAGGUCCCUGUGGAGGCUGGAGACACUGCGGGUGGUGUAA